Molecule: messenger RNA, 2187 nt
Organism: Agelaius phoeniceus (red-winged blackbird)
Lineage: Eukaryota; Metazoa; Chordata; Aves; Passeriformes; Icteridae
Gene: GGA2
Product: golgi associated, gamma adaptin ear containing, ARF binding protein 2
Biological process (GO): protein localization to cell surface; intracellular protein transport; Golgi to plasma membrane transport
Cellular component (GO): trans-Golgi network
Molecular function (GO): phosphatidylinositol binding; small GTPase binding; ubiquitin binding
Source: RefSeq, a predicted model, not a curated record
AUGGCUGGCAGCGGGCAGCUGGAGCGCUGGCUCAAUGAGGCCACUGACCCGAGUGUCUCUGAGGAAAACUGGGAAUGCAUCCAGCGGUUCUGUGAGCAGGUGAACGCUGACACGGAGGGCCCGUGGUUUGCUCUGAGGCUGCUGGCACACAAAAUCCAGUCCCCUCAGGAGGGAGAAGCUCUGCAUGCCCUCACAGUGCUGGAGACUUGUGUGAACAACUGUGGUGACAGAUUUCACAGUGAAAUGGCAAAAUUCAGGUUUCUGAACGAGCUGAUUAAAGUGCUUUCCCCAAAGUACUAUGGAAUUUGGUCUUCAGAAAAAGUCAAGUCAAGGGUCACAGAAGUGAUAUUCAGUUGGACAGUCUGGUUUCCUCAGGAAGUCAAAAUUCAGGAUGCUUAUCAGAUGCUGAAGAAACAAGGGAUUGUAAAAGAAGAUCCCAAACUGCCAGAAGACAAAAUUUUACCUCCUCCUUCUCCAAGACCUCAGAAUUCUAUUUUUGACACAGAUGAAGAGAAGUCCAAGCUCCUGGCCAGGCUCCUGAGGAGCCGCCACCCCGAGGACCUGCGGGCCGCCAACCGCCUGAUCCAGAGCGCCGUCAAGGAGGAACAAGAAAAGUCAGCUCAGGUGUCCCGAAGAGUGAACACCAUCAAUGAGGUUUCUGAGAAUGUCAAACGUAUGGAUGAGUUCCUGGAGAGCUACAGGAGAGGUGAAUUAUCCCCAGCUGACCAGGAGAGCCUGCAGGCUCUGCUCCAGCGCUGCGAGAGGCUCCGGCCGCUGCUCUUCCGCCUGGCCAGCGAGGCAGUGCCUGACGAGGAGGCUCUGGCUGAGGUCCUGCAGGCCAAUGACAAGCUCUCAUGGGCUCUGGGGCAGUACAGGCAGGUUGUGGCCAGCCAGGAGGACGGGGAUGGAGCAGGUUCAGCUGCCAGCUCUGCCCGUGCACCAGCGUGCCCAGCAGCCCCGCGGCGCACGAGGAGCUACACCCUGAUCGACUUCUCCGAGCUGGAGGCCACGGCCCUGACCCCCCCUGAGCCCCCUGCAGACACAGGCUCAGCCCCCCGACACGGCAGCACCACCUCCAGCUGCCUGCUCGAGGAGCAGCUGCACUCCUUAGGUCUCAGCAACUCCCCUGUCACACAGGAACCACCCCCUGAUUUUGGCCUAGCAGAGCCUGCUGUACACAAUGGCUUUGGGGAAGGUGUAAGUGCUGUUCAAAGCCUGGCACCACAGCAGGGCUGGGAAGACAGCUGUGCAGGGAAGAGUGAAUUCCAGAGCCUGGAGGAACAGCUCUCUCCACCAUCCAGGACCAAGGCAUUCUCUUUGGAUUUAUCACCAAUGAAAUUGCCCUUUCCACAUCUUUCAAAUAACUCAGUGGCAGAUCCUCCAUUCAGCCCAGGCUAUGAUCUGAAGCCUGCUGCCUCUGUGCACCCAGCUUCCAGUGAUGCUUCUCUAGAAAACCUUUUUGUGCCUUUAAUUUCAGUUACUCCAAGCACCAUCUCUCCACUCACUGUGUAUGACAGGAAUGGUUUCAAGGUCAUGCUCCACUUCUCCAGAGACCCAGCUCCUGGGCACCCAGACGUGCUGGUGAUGGUUCUGUCCAUGCUGAGCACCUCAGCACACCCCAUUAAGGACAUAGUGUUCCAGGCUGCAGUCCCAAAGACCAUGCAGAUAAAGUUACAACCAGCCUCUGGUUCUGAGCUGCCAGCCUUCAGCCCUCUCCUCGCGCCCGCAGUGCUGUCCCAGGUGCUGCUGCUCUCCAACCCACACAAGGAUCCCCUCCGCCUGAGGUACAGGCUGGCGUUCACGCAGGGCCUGCAGCCCGUCUGCGAGGUGGGAGAGGUGACUGGCUUCCCCGAAGCAGAGCUCUGGGGCAGGAGCUGAAGUUCAGCUGGCUUGGACACUGCCGUGUGGCCUUAGCCCAGACGGAGAGUGACUGGGGAGCAGCAAUGCCCCGUGAGGGCACGUUUUGGGGAUCUGCCGCUCCUUCCUGCUCGUUGUGCCCGCAGGAGGAGGAGGAGUGUGGGCUGGCGGCUUCUGCCGCAGCCGGUCGCUGUAGCUGAGCCUGCUCCACAGGAGCCUGCUGGAGAGCGCCUCUGUGCUCCUGCCACGCACACCUUCCUGCUGCUUCUGGGCCACCUCCCCUUUACUUGUGAAUUAAAAAACAAACACAGUGAAUCACACCAGCAUGCA